AUGGCUUCAAGCAGGCUCCUCGCUCCCAGACUCUCUAACCCUGCGCGUCUGCGCCCGGUCCCUGUCUCCCUCCGCCCUCAGCUGCGGACCAAGGCCACCGUGCCUUUCAGACUGCCGGACCCCCGCAACGAGCCUAACCCUGAAUACAAACGAGGAUCGCCCGAGCGGGCAAAGGUCGAGGAAGCCCUCGUCAAGCUGCGCUCGCAACUCCCCGUGCAGAGCGAGAUCUUCUACAACGGCCAGACACAGAGUAUCGCCAAGUCGUGGGACCAGCCUCUGCCCGCUGAACAUGGCACGCCCUUCACAAACUACCCCGUGGCCACCAAGGAGCAGGUCUCCGCUGCUAUUGAGUCGGCUCUGAAGGCCAAGAAGGACUGGGAGAACACGCCCUUUGUCGACCGCGCGUCCAUCUUCCUCAAGGCGGCCGAGCUGGUCACUGGCAAGUACCGAUACGAGCUGAUUGCGGCGACGAUGCUUGGCCAGGGCAAGAAUGUCUGGCAGGCUGAGAUUGACGCUGCUGCUGAGACGGCCGAUUUCUGGCGCCAGAACUGCAACUUUGCUGCGGAGCUCCUGGAGAGACAGCCAACCCGGGGGUCUGACGGGAUGUGGAGUCGCAUGGAGUACCGCCCCCUUGAAGGGUUCGUGUAUGCCAUCUCCCCCUUCAACUUCACAGCCCUCGGAGGCGCCCUGCUCUCAGGCCCCGUCCUGAUGGGCAACGUCGUGCUCUGGAAGCCCUCGCCCUCCAACAUCUACGCCAGCACGCUCCUCUACAAGAUCCUGCUCGAGGCCGGCCUCCCCAAGGACGUCGUGCAGUUCGUGCCCGGCGACGCCGAGGAGAUCACCAACAUCGCCCUGGCGCACAACGACUUCGCCGGCCUCAACUUCAUCGGCUCCUCCGACGUCUUCCGCUCCAUCUACGCAAAGAUCGGCGAGGGCAUCGGCAAGAAGACGUACCGCGAGUUCCCCCGCAUCGUCGGCGAAACCAGCGGCAAGAACUUCCACCUCGUGCACAACUCCGCCGACAUCCCCAGCGUCGUCAACCACACCAUCCGCGGCGCCUUCGAGUACCAGGGCCAGAAGUGCUCUGCCACGUCUCGCGCCUACAUCCCAGCCUCGCGCGCCGAGGAAUUCAUCUCCCUCCUUAAGGCCGGCGUCAACGAAAUCACCAUCGGAAACCCCGACAAGGACCUCGAGGCCUUCAUGGGCCCCGUCAUCCACGAACGCUCCUUCAAGAACAUCACCUCCGUCAUUGACAAGGCCAACAAGGACCCCUCCCUCAAGCUCAUCGCCGGUGGUACCUACGAUGGCUCCGUCGGCUACUACGUCAACCCCACCGUCUACCAGACCGACUCGCCCGACCACCGCCUCUUCAACGAGGAGAUCUUCGGCCCCGUCCUGGCUAUCUACGUCUACCCCGACGCCGAGUGGAGCGAGCUCCUCCCCAAGGUCGACGCCGGCGGUGGCGGCUUCGCUCUGACUGGUGCUGUGUUCGCCAGUGACCGCAAGGUCAUCCGGGAGGCGGAGGAUGCGCUCCGCUACUCGGCUGGUAACUUCUACAUCAACUGCAAAACAACCGCCGCCCUCAUCGGGCAACAGUCCUUCGGUGGCUCGCGCGCCAGUGGCACCAACGACAAGGCCGGUAGCUCUGAUGUGCUUCGUCGCUUCACUAGUCCGCGUAUGAUCAAGGAGGAGUUUAACCCCCUGCACGGCUUCAAGUACCCAAGCAACCACUAA
Aspergillus puulaauensis is the source of this 1734-nucleotide messenger RNA. RefSeq lists its product as uncharacterized. Gene Ontology annotation, molecular function: L-glutamate gamma-semialdehyde dehydrogenase (NAD+) activity. Gene Ontology annotation, cellular component: mitochondrial matrix. The transcript is spliced from 4 exons. Bases 1 to 1734 code for a protein of 577 amino acids. NCBI's taxonomy places the organism in Eukaryota, Fungi, Ascomycota, Eurotiomycetes, Eurotiales, Aspergillaceae. The record is from RefSeq and is a predicted model, not a curated record.